Molecule: messenger RNA, 147 nt
Organism: Plasmodium gonderi
Lineage: Eukaryota; Apicomplexa; Aconoidasida; Haemosporida; Plasmodiidae
Product: conserved Plasmodium protein, unknown function
Exons: 1
Coding region: 1-147 (48 amino acids)
Source: RefSeq, a predicted model, not a curated record
AUGUUUUUGUUAAACGAAAAUGAGGAAUCCCCUAAGGACAUCCUCUUGAACGAGCUAAAAUAUAAAAUUCGCGUAUUAGCAGGAAUUGUUUUCAUUAUUAGAACCACUCCCAUGGUUAUAAGUUUGUUCAGUAAGAAUGCUGAUUAA